CUUGAAAUGGCGAUUGAAAACCUCCAAAAGUCAGAAGGGAUUGCCACUCACAAAAGCAGCCUGCUCAACAGCCAUUUGCAGUGGUUGCUGGAUAACUAUGAGACGGCUGAGGGAGUGAGUCUCCCGCGGAGCUCUCUGUAUAACCACUACCUGAGACACUGUCAGGAGCAAAAACUGGAUCCGGUUAAUGCCGCCUCUUUUGGCAAACUCAUCCGCUCUGUCUUCAUGGGCCUUCGCACACGCCGACUUGGCACCAGGGGGAACUCAAAAUACCAUUAUUAUGGCAUUCGUCUGAAGCCUGACUCGCCUCUCAACCGGUUGCAGGAGGACACGCAGUACAUGGCAAUGAGGCAACAACCUGUCCAUCAGAAACAGAGGUUUAAGCCCUUUCACAAGAUGGAUGGGAUGGGGGACAGUUUGAACAGCGGCUCCCAGCACUCGUCCAGCACCCCUGAGCAAAGCGUGGCGGCUCAGAGCCAGCAUCACCAGCAGUAUAUUGAUGUGUCUCACGUCCUUCCCCCCUUCCCUUCACCUGAUCUGGGCUCUUGUCCUCUGCCUGAGCCAAUCAGCAUCAACGAUGUCAAAAAUCUACAGAGCAACUACAGGAUUCACUGUGAGGCGACUCUGGACGUAGUGAUGAACUUGCAGUUCCACCUCAUAGAGAAGCUAUGGCAGACCUUUUGGUAUUCAACAGCGCCAUCUAGUGACGGAGCCACUACCAUUAACAGUGAAGAGGAUGUGGAGGAUAUCCCAGGAUUCCCCAGAGAGAAGCUGAUCGCUCUGUGUAAAUAUGAACCAAUCAAACAGUGGAUGAGGAGCUGUGAUCACAUCCUGUAUCAGGCACUGGUGGAGAUUCUCAUCCCUGAUGUACUGCGGCCUGUUCCCAGCACACUCACUCAAGCUAUCAGAAACUUCGCUAAGAGUCUAGAGGGGUGGCUGACCUCAGCCAUGACUGACUUCCCACAGGAGAUUGUCCGCACUAAGGCUGCAGUCGUGAGUGCGUUUGCGCAGACCCUGCGCCGUUACACCUCUCUGAAUCAUCUGGCUCAGGCGGCUCGAGCCGUCCUGCAGAACACCUCGCAGAUCAACCAGAUGCUCAGCGACCUCAACAGAGUGGACUUCGCUAACGUGCAGGAGCAGGCGUCCUGGGUGUGCCAGUGUGAUGAGAGUGUGGUCCAGCGUUUGGAGCAAGACUUUAAGGUGACCCUGCAGCAGCAGAGCUCUCUGGAUCAGUGGGCCGCCUGGCUGGAUAAUGUGGUCAACCAGGUGCUGAAACCCUACGACGGCAGUCCCAGCUUCCCUCGUGCCGCGCGCCAGUUCCUGCUCAAGUGGUCUUUUUACAGCUCCAUGGUGAUCCGAGAUCUGACUCUGCGCUCGGCCGCAAGCUUUGGCUCCUUCCACCUCAUCCGUCUGCUCUAUGAUGAAUACAUGUUCUAUUUGGUAGAACACCGUGUCGCCCAUGCAACCGGAGAGACGCCCAUUGCUGUCAUGGGGGAGUUCAGUGACCUCAGUUCAAUGAUGCCAUCACUCAUGGAGAAAGAUGCCUCAUUCUCAGACGACAUGGCCAGCGAUGGAGACAUGUCGAGGAUGAGCGAGAGGAGUAUGAGCGAGCCGGCGGUGAAGAGAGAGAGAAUCGAGAGCAGUCACUCCCUGCAGGAGAUCUAAGAGCAGGGCGUCAGGCUCACCCCAGACCACAAUCUUACGGCUCUAACACUCGGCCGUGAGCUUUUUCUUUAUCUUGAGGGUACGUAGGUCUGUUUAGGGUCGGUGUGUGUCUCUCUCUCUCUCUCGCCUUUAGGUUUUCUCCGACUGUGAAACAAGAACGUGCUGGUUUUGUGAUGUGUUUUUUUCAUGUGCCAUAGUCUUCUUUCAGUGCCUUAGAUGAGGAAAGAAACACUAGAGCAGAACUAUCUCUCUCUUUCUCUUUGACCUUCUCUCGUUCUGUCGUUUCCUCGGCCGUGCCUCUAACCGCAGAAUGAAUGUAUCGUCUCAGAACCUCAGAUGUGUCUAAAGCACCUUUAAAAGAUGGUCACAUUUUUUUUUAGACUUUCUGCCUCGGCCGUUUCCUCGCGGUUCCUCAGGCGUAGAUGCAACCUGCUGACCCCAAAGCUGCAUCGCAGCGCCCACCCAAACCCGCUGCACAUGCAAAGCCUUUCCACGACGAAACGAAUGGAGACCGCUCCAUUCCAGACGUUUUGUAGAUAAACCCCUGGCCAUAUGAGAUGCCUAGUCUAUACCUCAACAGUUUUUAGUUCUAAUGAGUUAAUGAGUCUAACUUUUAAUACGUUUUUAUAAAAAUCACUAUGAGAUUAUUCGACUGUUUGCUCCAAUCGGUUGCCCUGAAAGUACCCCAUUCUCGUUCGAAAGCUUCAGGAUGUACAUACGCCUACUGUGUUGAUGGUUACUGCUCUGGUCUUAAACCCAAGCAAAGCAGUUUUCACCUUUUUGGUCUAGUUUUGUAGUUAUUUGAGGAGUUCUUAGUUGUUUGCAGUGGUUAAAAAGAGCCUCGGUGAUUUGUCGAUAUAUUGAACGUACCUGUGAGCGUGCAUCUGUACACAAGGCCUUCUGAAGUAACUGGAAGUGAGUCUGCACUCACCAGGUUAUGACUAGUUUUGUGUUAUUUUUAUUAAAAAUUAUUAUUUUUUAAUCAAGAUCAAAAAAAUGUUUUUUUGCAUCAUAUAUUUAAGUAGAUAUUGUGUAUAUGUAAUAGCAAAAAAACGUAAACGCUACGUAAUAGCUAAAAAUUUCUCAGAAAAGCCUUUUCUAGAAGACGUAGAAAACCCAAAAAUAGACACGUCUAGUAACAGAAUAUGCAGAUUCUUGCAAAUAUGCCUCAUUACCUGGUGCUGUACAUCUGAUGUUUUAGUUUUCACGCUUUUAAUAAAAACAACGUGCCCACUUAGCUGAAGUAAAGCUGGAAACCUUUUCAGGAGAUCUAUCGGUUUCAGGAGACAUCAUUUGUUUUUGAAGAACCCGGUUGGGAUCUUUACCGGUGCCUGGUAGCGGCCCGUAACGGGCACCCUACACGUCCCUCUCUGCUAUUUACAAAGAUAAACUUUAUUUCUACUAGCUGUUCUGUGUUUGUUUCUGAGAAGUGAUUGGCGGAUGUAUUCUCACUGUGGUUGGUUGUGAGUGUCAGGCUCUGUACUUUAACGCCUGUCAUGGUUCUUUGCCUGUUGUGUGCUUUUGGGAAAGAUUUUUCUUUUCUUUUUUUUUUUGUAAUGCUGUUUUAAAGCUUCUGGCUAAGGAUUAUUUUUAUGGAGGUAGCUGCAAUUCUUCUCACUACUAUAUUGAUACCUUAUUUUUGUGUCUUUAAAAUAUCUUUAUUUAGCCUCAACUGCUUAGUUCGACUGUAUUUUGUACUGGUAAAAAGUGUAAUAAAUUUGUGUAAAUCA
Pimephales promelas (fathead minnow) is the source of this 3395-nucleotide messenger RNA. The record is from RefSeq and is a predicted model, not a curated record. NCBI's taxonomy places the organism in Eukaryota, Metazoa, Chordata, Actinopteri, Cypriniformes, Leuciscidae.